AAGUCGUACCCAGUGGAUAUUUUGCUUGAUACCGGGGCGGGCGGGGGCAACUACAUUUCGUUAGACCUUUGGUAUCGCGUACGUACCUUAGCGAGGUGCAGGUUGGACAGACGUUCGGCGGGAGCGUUGGAAGCAGCGAAUCCGUCGGAAAGUGGCGUGCCCCCGAUGCGCAUUCUCGGACAUGUCACGAUCCCAAUCAUGUUCCAAGACGACUCUCAAUUACGGUUCGUCACUGCCAGAGUAGUACCGGACCUCCCGUACGGUAUUAUCAUCGGAGCUGAAUAUUUUCGACGCAACAAGAGCACGCUUGAUUUUGGAGGAGGCAAAGGCUUUCAACCCACGCCUGACGCGCCGUUCGUACCGUUCCUGUCGAGGCCGGUAGACCACCCUGCCCAACCGUCAUCGCUCUCAGCAGCACGCGAUCGUUUUGCUCUCUUGACAUGCGACCCGCAACGCGACACUAACCUGUCCGACAUUGCCCCGCUGCCCGAGCUGCCCAGUUAUCGUGACGUCGCAUGGGAGGAUGACAGCACUCUGGAAUGGGACCUGGUCCUGGGCUCGCGGAUGUCAUCAGGGUUCACUAGUAUCGCGAUGCAGACUGUAGCGAUAGGCCCUCGGCCACAGGACAGGCAGUUGGUGAUGGUGUUACCCACGGAACGGUUCGACCUAGAGAAGGGAGCCACAGUGGGGAUUGCGCGGGCAGUGAUGUGGUGGACGCCGGGAACACCGGUGUACUGCAAGUUGGUGAACCGCGAUGCCCAGGUCGUCGAGGUCACUAACGGUAGCAUUUGCGCCAGGAUGAUCGCCCUCAAUGUCCGCGAUCGUGGCCGUUUCGACUCUUUGUUCGACGAUACCCCGUCCACUGUUGACCCUCCACUCCCUGACCCGGUUGUUGUGCCCACCCGUGACACGAGCGACGAGACCUCCGCGGCCUCGCCACCCACUGUACGGGCGGCCGACGCUAACAUGGGCCAGCUCGGAGCGCUACAGAAGCAGGAGUUGGUCGAGGUUCUGGCAACGUUCGUUGAGGAGGGCCUAUUCCCGAUCGACCCUAAGAGAGUGGCAGCAUGCGGCGGCACUGAGUUGGAGCUUCCUUUGAUUGACGAGUUUUGUACACCUCACGCAGCCAAACAACGCCGUUUUUCACCCGAGGAGAGACGCAUGAUUAGGGCUGAGAUCCAACAGUUGCUGGAUCGUGGUAUCAUUCGGCCUUCCAUGUCACCCUGGGCAGCUCAAUGCUUGUGUGUCAAGAAGAAAGAUGGAACUAUGCGACUGUGUAUUGACUGGAGGGUGUUGAACAAGCUUCUGGUAGCCGACAGUGGCGGGCUAGGAGAUAUGCAAACCAUAUUCGAUGGACUGAAAGGCAAGCGGUACUUCACUCAGAUCGAUCUAGCGUCGGGCUUUCAUCAAAUUGAAAUUGCCGAAAAGGAUCGGUAUAAAACAGCCUUCCGUGACGCAGACGGCAUGUUGUACGAGUUUACCCGUGCGGGUUUCGGACUAACAGUUCUACCUUCCGCGUUUACGCGUCGAGUGAAGUCUGCUUUAGGAAUUGUCGAUGGCGUGUUCAGCUGGUUGGACGACAUACUCGUCGCAAACGAAACAUGGGAAGAACACCUCGCUGCAUUGGUGCUCGUUCUAACACGCCUUCGUGCUGCUGGACUGUCCGUUAACUUUCCGAAAUGCAUUUUUGGGGCUUCGUCCCAAGAGUUUCUUGGAAUGAUAAUUGAUGCUACCGGCAUGCACCCAGCCCCGUCGAAACUCGAAGCGAUUGCCAACAUGCCCCGGCCACAAACGGUCGAAGACCUCCGCACUUUAGUUGCGGCUCCCCUGACCGACAUCCUCCGCAAUAAAGACUUUGCGUCUAAGCGCGCACGUAAACUCCCAAUUCAGUGGGGGCAAGCGGAGGAACACGCCUUCCACCACCUAAGACAGUGCCUGGCUUCCCCUACCGUGUUAGCUUUUCCUGAUCCUAAUGCACCUUUUGAGCUGCACUCAGACGCUAGCUCAGUGGGCGCAGGUGCUACCCUGCUGCAGACCAUCGACGGUACACCCAGGAUCAUCGCUUUCGCUAGCCACAAGUUCUCUCGCACCGACGCUCGACGAGGACCCACGGAACGGGAAUGCAUGGGAGUAUUGUGGGGCGUUGAUCAUUUCAAGCCGUACCUAGCUGGUAGACAGUUCAAAGUCGUGACGGAUUGCUCUGCACUCACGUGGUUGUUUCGUAGUAGAGAGCUUUGUCCCAAGUUGCAUAGAUGGGCUCUUCGCCUCAUGGAGUACGACAUAGGACUAGAAUGGAGGGCAGGAGUACAUCACGUGUUGCCAGAUGCUCUGUCCCGUCUCCCCGUCGCCAGUAGCCCCUCCGUAGAUGUAGACGACUCUUUUCCUGACGAUUUCACGUCCCCGGAUUCCGCUACUUUUGUUGGCCCGCAAGGCCCUGUGCUUGAUGGUGUGCGUCUCGCGGACCUCACGACCGAGGACGAAUCCGAGCCCGUGUUAUCAGCUAGGCUACAACGCGCGUCCGCACCUGAGCCCAUCGAGCUACCCCCGGCUCAUCCACCGGAGCCGGUGCAGCUCGAGUGCACAAGGUCCGCCGACGUGGAGGAGGUGCUUUCAGCAGGGGGGGAGUUGCCCUUUCGGUCAGCGGUAGACACGGGGUCGACGGCAAUUCACAGGGCGCUACGAGUGCUGAAGAACCCGGACACGCUUAUUCGGCGCCAGCAAGACGAUGCCCUUUUGGGCCAGGUUCGGCGGGAUCUAGGGGGGAGUGGUGAAGCAGGAUACAGUUUGGAUGAUAAGGGAGUGCUACGGUUCGAGUUUGAGAAAGGAAAACUGGCGGAUAUCGCUUUUGGAGUAGCAGAUCAUGCCCAAGGGCAAGGCUCAGUUGAGAGGCUAGGAGGCUGGAUGCAAGAGCUGUUGGCAGAGCUGUGCAAAUGCUGGAACGACCGUUGGGAUGAGUAUGUAUCGCCUGCCAUCUGGAUUAAGCGCACGCUGCCAGACAUUUCCGUUCACCCGCACAUGACCCCGUUUGAACUGUUGUUCGGUCGUAAACCCCGCACCUCGUUGGACUCGCUGGUGCCGCUUUCAGACGAGGGUAACGAAGAUCCUUCGGGAGGUUUGGACAACUUCGUUGAACGGCGCAACCAGAACCUUCGGGAAGUUCGGUUGGUGCUCGAGAAGCGCCACGACCUGCGGGUAGCAGCAAGGGCCAAGUCGAACGCCAAUAUUUCGAGGAGUACGGCGUCGGUAACGGUAGAGAAAGGCAACUUGGUUAUGGUGCGCGAAGCCGACAGCAGUCGUCACCGAGACAAGCGGGGCCGGAAGUUGCAGCACGACCUCUACACCGGCCCUUGGACAGUAGAAGAAGUUUUGCAGAGGGGCUUGAGCGUGCAAGUGAAGAUGCAGGGUUUCACUUCCCAGAAAGACUUUGGCGGAGGGCAAAAGCUCCAAGGACAAGUGUUUGGUCACCGAGACCGCUACUGGCGUGUGCGUUACAGUAACCAGAACUGGGAGGAGUUGACGCGUCAGGAGCUGGAACGUUGUCUUCACUGA
Molecule: messenger RNA, 3549 nt
Organism: Ectocarpus sp. CCAP 1310/34
Lineage: Eukaryota; Phaeophyceae; Ectocarpales; Ectocarpaceae
Source: the annotation of a GenBank genome assembly